AUGCCACAGAACGUUGACUACGCCCGCUCACUCCUUACCCAACUCGAGCGCUCCCUCCCACAAAUUAAACCGCUCAACCGCAAACAUGAAGCACAAGCCGAGAUCGCGCGCGACAGACAGCUCCUGAAGCGCAUCCAGACCAUUCUCGACGAAGAAGACGCCAAAGCCGAAGCGAAGGAAGAUGAAGAGGACGAGACCGACGACAUCGAUGACAUCGAUGACGAAUGGAAGGAGCUGUUCUCCAAGCCUGUCGCCCAGAAAGCUAUCUCGCCGGUAUCCAGACUGAAAGACCACCGCGCACCAACACGGCUAUCAGAUUCGCCACCGGAAGUCAAGGAAACGAGCGAAGCUCAACAGACCACGAUGGUCUCCGCAACAGCGACUACUACCACCCCUACACCGGUCCCCACAUCAAUCAGCCUACCAGCACCCCCGACCCUCCGCAACCGCCACACAACCCACCCCGCACUGCCAUCAUCAUCCGAAAAAGCAACGGCGACUGGUAGCAAUACAAAAAAGCUCUCCGAGACGGAAGCUGAACUGAGCACCCACAGAUUGGAACAGGAAGAUCUAACCAGCUCGCUUCUGACGCUCGCUUCGCGAUUAAAGUCCUCCACGCAGAGCUUCCAGGCGAUGCUGGAGGGCGAGAAGUCUGCUUUGGACCGCGCGGUGUCGGGCAUAGACCGCACAAGUACUACAAUGGAGGAAGCGGGCAAAAAGAUGGGGAUGUUGCGCAAAAUGACGGAGGGGAAGGGGCUGUGGGGGCGGAUGAUGCUGUAUGCGUGGAUUUUCGGACUGUGGGUCGUUGCCAUUCUGAUUGUUUAUGUUGGGCCGAAGUUGAGGUUUUGA
Messenger RNA from Penicillium digitatum Pd1, 849 nucleotides. RefSeq lists its product as uncharacterized. Lineage: Eukaryota; Fungi; Ascomycota; Eurotiomycetes; Eurotiales; Aspergillaceae. Gene Ontology annotation, biological process: retrograde vesicle-mediated transport, Golgi to endoplasmic reticulum. The record is from RefSeq and is a predicted model, not a curated record. Gene Ontology annotation, molecular function: SNAP receptor activity. Gene Ontology annotation, cellular component: endoplasmic reticulum; SNARE complex.